Tupaia belangeri chinensis (Chinese tree shrew) is the source of this 223-nucleotide messenger RNA. RefSeq names its product keratin-associated protein 2-4. The annotation marks the transcript as partial. The record is from RefSeq and is a predicted model, not a curated record. Lineage: Eukaryota; Metazoa; Chordata; Mammalia; Scandentia; Tupaiidae. The transcript has a single exon. Gene Ontology annotation, cellular component: keratin filament.
CGCCCCAUCUGCCAGCCCUGCCGCCGCCCCAUCUGCUGUGAUCCCUGUGGCCUGCAGGAAGGCUGCUGCCGCCCCAUCGCCUGCUGCCCCACGUCCUGCACUGCUGUGGUCUGCCGCCCCUGCUGCUGGGCCUCCACCUGCUGCCAGCCCAUCACUGUGCAGUCCCCCUGCUGCCGGCCCCCCUGCUGCCAGCCUGCCCCCUGCCGCAUGACCUGCAGGACCU